CAUGGAAGUACCAGAAUAUCCUCCUUCCCAGUUUGCUUGACGCUGAAAGUCCCCUUCAUAUACACGGCUCCUAAAUCAACGGCGACUUGAAAAACUCGAUCACAGAGAGGCCGGCGGCAGCCCCUUGUUGCGAAUCGCAAUCUCAUAGAACCCUCUGAUUGGUCGAACUGCCAUCACUGGAAUUCAAGUUACCAUUCCCAUCUCCUGUUCGGUUAGCUGCAUCCUCUGGCUUCUAUUUCAUGAAGGAUAUUUGUUUCCGAGUUCAAUUUCAGAAGAUCUACUACUUGUUUUCUUAGGUCUGGCCGACUCUUUUUGUGCCUUCUUUCAGAGACGCAACAUAUAGAUAUAUAAUGUUUCGUGUUACGUAUAGGAUAUGGCUGUAAUUGUCUCCUCAAAUAUGGAGCCACAGAAUUCUAAAUAUCAUGGGCAUAGAAUUGAAGUUUCAGCAGAUAUGCCUGCCGUGGAGAAGGGUUAUGGUGGGAAUAAGGUCUGCAGGGAAGUAGCGUGUGGAUUCUCAGAUGCAAAAGCCAGUUCCCAAGAUGCAAAAGAGCGUUCAGCAUCGAUGAGGAAACUCUGGAUUGCAGUUGUGAUGUGUAUCAUUUUUAUGAGUGUAGAAGUUGCUGGAGGUAUUAAGGCUAACAGUCUUGCAAUUUUGACAGAUGCAGCUCACUUAUUAUCAGACGUUGCAGCUUUUGCAAUCUCCUUGUUCUCAUUGUGGGCAUCAGGAUGGGAAGCAACUCCACGGCAGUCAUAUGGUUUUUUCAGAAUUGAAAUACUUGGGACAUUGGUUUCUAUUCAGAUAAUAUGGCUUCUUACAGGGAUCCUUGGUUAUGAAGCCAUUGCUAGACUCAUCAGUGGAACAGGGGAAGUUAAGGGCCUCCUUAUGUUUGUUGUCUCUGCGUUUGGCUUAGUGGUUAAUGUCAUUAUGGCUUUUGUACUGGGUCCUGAUCAUAGUCAUGGCCGCGGCCAUGGUCAUGGUCACGAUCAUGGACACUCUGGGCAGGACCAUGGGAAGGGUGCUCAUCGUGAUCAUGACCAUGAGGAAACUGGUCAUAACAUACACAGCCAGACAGUGAACAUCGAUAUACAUCACCAUGAUGAGGGUCAUUCCAAGCAGCAUAUGGAACACCAUCACAUCCUUCGCGAAGCAGAUCUCUCACAGCCUCUGAUAGACAGUAGUGUUAGAGAGAACACGGAAAGAAAUAUAAAUGUGCAGGGAGCUUAUCUUCAUGUUAUAGGAGACUCGAUCCAGAGUGUUGGUGUCAUGAUUGGCGGGGCAAUUAUCUGGUAUAAACCCCAGUGGAAAUUUAUAGAUCUGAUAUGCACACUAAUAUUCUCCGUAAUAGUGCUGUACACGACAAUUAGGAUGCUGCGGAACAUUUUGGAGGUCCUGAUGGAGAGCACGCCUAGAGAGAUCGAUGCAAGACAGCUUGAGAAGGGACUGUGUGAGAUGGAAGAGGUAGUGGCCAUCCAUGAACUGCAUAUAUGGGCAAUUACUGUAGGGAAGGUAUUGUUGGCUUGCCACGUGAAAAUCAAGCUGGAUGCGGAUGCUGACAUGGUGUUAGACAAGGUCGUAGACUAUAUAAGAAGGGAGUACAAUAUUAGUCAUGUAACAAUUCAGAUCGAAAGAGAGUAGAAUUCUGAACCGGGCAACCCCAACAACUAUGCUUUCAGGUUCUACCAGUCUGCAAUAAAUUGUUUGUACAUGCUCUAUCUGUGAGAUUUGCAGUACAAACUAAUUGUUGGAUGGUAGUUUUAUGCUAUUAUUAUUUGCUUCUUUAUUCCGAGUCUUUAACGAACACUUGCAAGCAACUUGUGCACCCAAGUGUGCUUUGCGUUUUCGUUCCAAGCAUGUAAAUGGCUUCAACUUGUCAUUUGUAGUAUUCAGUAGCCUUACUCUGGGUAGUGCAUUUGGCAAGGGAGAAGAAAACAAUCUGUUUUCAAA
Diospyros lotus (date-plum) is the source of this 1945-nucleotide messenger RNA. RefSeq names its product metal tolerance protein 1-like. The coding region runs from base 374 to 1636 and encodes 420 amino acids. The record is from RefSeq and is a predicted model, not a curated record. Gene Ontology annotation, biological process: zinc ion transmembrane transport. Gene Ontology annotation, cellular component: plasma membrane; vacuole. NCBI's taxonomy places the organism in Eukaryota, Viridiplantae, Streptophyta, Magnoliopsida, Ericales, Ebenaceae. Gene Ontology annotation, molecular function: zinc ion transmembrane transporter activity. The transcript has 2 exons.